Letharia columbiana is the source of this 2604-nucleotide messenger RNA. RefSeq lists its product as uncharacterized. The transcript is spliced from 2 exons. Lineage: Eukaryota; Fungi; Ascomycota; Lecanoromycetes; Lecanorales; Parmeliaceae. The record is from RefSeq and is a predicted model, not a curated record. The coding region runs from base 1 to 2604 and encodes 867 amino acids.
AUGGCCCCUUAUCGCAACAGUCGCACUGGCGCUCGAUCCACCCGCACUCAAAUCGACCACGAUGUAUUCGAAGGCCUGCCCGUCCGCCAUUGGAGGAAGAGAUCAUUCAACGUCAAUGCCGCGCCGGAGAAGGACAACUUAGAUCCGCUCGGUACCGGUGAUACAGGAUGGCCAGAGCUGCCAAUGCCUCGAGACGCCCACAUGUAUUCACCAAUGAGUGAGGCAUUGCUACGAGCGGCGCGAAUGGGUCAAGUCAAGAAGCCGGCCAUCCCACUGAUGGAUGACGAGAAAGAGCCUGGUGACGAUGAGGACGCAGAUGGUGAUCUUGAUAUGGGGUUCGUUGCGAAAAGGUGGGCCGUUGUUCCCAAAGAUAUGGAGGGACUUGAGCCAGAAUUCUUGGCCAAGAGGCGGAAGGGCCUACCAUCUGUCUAUACUGGAGCAACCGGACCUCUUGGUAACACGGUGCAGAUGAGGAAAACGAAGAUUCGAAAGGUCGAUACGGAGGGGAACAGCUACAUCUGGGAGGUCCUUGUACCUGAGGGCCAAGCGGUAGAUGGCGAGAUUGUUGAGGAAGAGACCAGCCCAACACAAGCGCCUGCACCAGGCACUGUAGUGGAGGGGCUUGGGGUAGUCAACGCUGAGGGUGUUGUCAUCGCUGGAGAUCAAGCUGUGCCUGCUGCCAACAGGAGAAGACCGCCUCCGCCGAAAAGGAAAGCCAAAGGCCCGGGCCGCGGGAGGAAAAAGAAGGUCGCCUUUAUAUCUGGCGCAGAGGGCCUCGCUACAGCCAACGGGGUCAGUGCUGUUCUCAACGGCUCAACUGUUGGGGUAGACGACGGCAAGAGCACUGAGAUGGAACAUGGAGUACCGGAUGGGGAUACCGAAAUGGGAGAUGAGAACAUUGUUCAAGAAGGCGAAGAAGGCAGCGAAGAAGGUAGUGAAGGCGAGGAAGGGGAAGACGGCGAUAGAGAGGAAGGAGAGCUUUCACCCUCGCCUACCCCGGCAAAAUCACCUCCAGAGCCUCCAACAAUAGUCGUCAAUGAUAUGAAGGCCGAGCCCGCGGAAAUUGCACAGGCAUCCACUCCAUCGCCGUCAGAGGUGCCACUAUCGUCGCUGGCGGAGCCUACUCGCGAAGAUAGCUCAGACCCUAUGCUUCUGGACGAGGAUGACGACGAACCCAUGAGCCAAUCCUUCUCCAAACCUACGGUGGCAUCCAUCACCCAAAACACACAUAAAAUCACAGACGUCGCUGCGCCGGUCGCCGCAGAAGUUUUAGAAGAGGCAAUGCCCACACCAGAAUCUAUUCCAAGACCGUCGGAAGCUGCCGUAGGACAGCCCUAUGCAGCAUCGAUAGCAGAGCCAGAGACAGAAGCUCAAAUGAGAUCGAUGACGACCCCUCCACCGGACGCAACCUUGCAACCUCUACCAGAGCCUGUAGAACAGUCUGUGACGGAUGAGAUCACAGAAAGCUUGGCUGAGCAGCGAACAGAAAGCCUAGCAGGAGCUUUAACAAGGCCCCGGACAGAGCCGACGCCAGAUGUACCAGCCGAACAUGUGACAGAGGGUAUAGCCGUCUCAAGAGCGGAAGCUAUUGCAGAACAAACGCCAGGCGCUCCCGCAGACCUUCGAGAAGAAGCUGUGCCGGAGCCCAGAACAGAUAAUUGGGAGGUGGUCAUGGCAGAAUCUAUGCCAGCGUCUUCUUCUGCUGCCACCCCAGAGCCAACAACAAAUGCUAUGUCACCGCCAACGACAGAAGCUAUAUCGGAGCCGAAGAGAGAGCCGGAAAUGGAAAUUCUAUCGGAACCUCCAACAGAAUCUGUAACGGAACCUAUUGAAGAGUCCGAGCCCGUGGCCGAGCAAUCUACAGCCGAGCAGCCUCUGACUGAGCAGCCUGUGGCAGAGCAGACUAUGGUGGAGCAGACUCUGGUAAAACAGUCUCUGGUAGAGCAACCUAUGGCAGAGCAACCUAUGGCCGAGCAAUCCGUGGCCGAGCAACCAUUGGCCGAGCAAUCUAUGGCCGAGCAACCCAUGGCAGAGCAAUCUAUAGCAGAGCAAUCUAUAGCGGAGCAACCUAUGACAGAGCCCUGGGCAAGGCCAGCGACCGAGCCUUUUCCCGAAGCCAUAUCCCCCGAGCGCAGAUUCUCAUACACGAGAGUGACUACUAGCCCUCAGGCACCGACUCCAAGCCCACCAACACCCAUCGAAAAUACAUUCGGUCUCAAAGCCCCUUACCUAAGUCCUAAAGCGCCAACUAUGAGCCCACCGACACCCAUCGAAAGAAGUAUGUCGAGCUCACCGGAUAUACCCCUCGCUGACCAGCAUUUUCGAUUACCGCCCCAAAUCGACACCACGAAGGAAACAGACCAAGUCCCGGCGCCAGACAUGCCUCAUAUCCCGGGCGCUCAUCGUGGGUCAGUUGAGGCCGCUCCCAAUAUUGAUACCCGAGUCAACGCUCAAAUACCGGUUGACCAUGAUCCUCUAGAUGGAUUGGUCGAGCCCAGGGUUGCAGAGGAGUCGGACGGAUCUACUCAGCACUUUACGGACGGGGAAGAAGAUUUGCUGGGUAGCCUUGAGAGAUCCUUGGGCAGACAGGGUGGCAGGUCAUGA